Solanum pennellii is the source of this 1835-nucleotide messenger RNA. Its product is annotated as sugar transport protein 5-like. Bases 78 to 1607 code for a protein of 509 amino acids. The transcript has 5 exons. Gene Ontology annotation, biological process: monosaccharide transmembrane transport. Gene Ontology annotation, molecular function: monosaccharide transmembrane transporter activity. Gene Ontology annotation, cellular component: membrane. Lineage: Eukaryota; Viridiplantae; Streptophyta; Magnoliopsida; Solanales; Solanaceae. The record is from RefSeq and is a predicted model, not a curated record.
UAGACCAAUGUUAGAAAAAUAAAACUUAGUUUUAGAUCUCUUCUAACAAUUGAGAAGGGAAAAUAGAAAUUGGUGGCAUGGCUGAUGAUAGACAAGAUAGCGAUACCCGCUUUAAUGCGAAGAUAACAUCUGCAGUUAUCAUCACUAGCAUUGUUGCUGCAUCAGGUGGCCUCAUUUUCGGAUUUGAUAUUGGAAUUUCAGGUGGAGUGACGACAAUGAGGCCAUUCCUUGAAAAAUUCUUCCCAUCAAUACUGAAGAAGGCAGCAUCUGGUGGUGCUGAAACAAAUGUGUAUUGUGUAUUCGACAGUGAACUUUUAACAGCGUUCACGUCAUCACUCUACAUUGCUGGCUUGGUUGCAUCUCUUGCAGCUGGUCGCCUCACGACAGCCAUAGGACGAAGAAACAUAAUGGUAGUAGGAGGCUGCACUUUCUUUGCUGGUGCACUCAUCAAUGGUGCAUCUCAAAAUAUUUUUAUGCUCAUUUUGGGUCGCAUUUUAUUAGGCUUUGGUGUCGGCUUUACUAACCAGGCUACUCCCGUAUACCUGUCAGAAAUGGCACCGUCAAAAUGGCGUGGUGCAUUCAGCACAGGCUUCCAAUUCUUCAUAUGUGUUGGCAUUCUUAUUGCAAAUUGCAUAAACUAUGCCACCUCUAAGCUUAGCUGGGGAUGGCGCCUUUCCCUCGGCCUGGCCAUAGUCCCAGCCGUGACAAUGACCAUAGGUGCACUUUCCAUAUCCGACACACCUAGCAGCCUAGUUGAGCGAGGGAAAGUAGAGCAGGCAAAGCAAUCUCUAGCAAAAGUUCGAGGAACCAACAACAACACUGAAAUUGAAGCAGAGUUAGCUGAUCUUAUUAGGUCUUGUGAAAUUGCAAGAGCUUCAAAGGAAGAGCCUUUUGUGACGAUCUUUAGGAAACAACAUCGACCUCAUUUGGUCAUGUCCAUUGCCAUACCAUUUUUCCAGCAAAUGAGUGGGAUUAAUAUCAUUGCAUUCUAUGCACCUGUCCUUUUUCGAUCAGUGGGUUUAGGAAAUAACGCAGCUCUACUUGGUGCUAUUAUUCUUGCACUAGUAAACGUUGGUGCUAUCCUUGUAUCUACUUGUAUUGUUGAUCGAUUUGGACGGAGAUUUCUCUUCAUACAAGGCGGAGUACAAAUGCUCGUCUGCCAGGUAGCAAUUGCUUGUACACUUGCAGCUUCUAUAGGCGAAAACGGAAGAAAACACAUUAGCAAACAAUAUGCUGCCUUAAUACUAGCCCUGAUGUGCAUCUAUGCUGCUGGUUUUGGUUGGUCAUGGAGUCCUCUAAAUUGGCUUAUUCCAAGUGAAAUAUUUCCAAUGAACAUUCGAUCAACGGGGCAGAGCAUAAGUGUGGCAGUGAACUUUGCUACCACGUUCGUGUUGUCUCAAUUUUUCUUAGCCAUGCUCUGUCACUUCAAGUAUGGUGUUUUCUUGUUCUUUUCUGGUUGGAUCUUUGUUAUGACCAUGUUUAUUGUGAUGUUCAUGCCUGAGACCAAAGGCGUCGACUUAAAUUCGAUGCAUCAAGUGUGGGAGCAGCACUGGUUUUGGGGUAGAUAUGUUAAGAGAUCAGUCCUAGUGCCACAGCAAAGAAGUUGAAUUGAUUAUACCAAAUGUUUGUAUGUGUGUAUUACUGCAGUUGCUUUUGUAAGUUUAAAAAAACAGAGGAAUUUUAACAUAAUGGGAUCAGUACUGGGUAAUAGAAGUUUAUAGAUAGUACUUUGUUAGUGACGAGUAAAUGUGUAUCAAUUUGUUUAUCUGAUUUUAAUUUGACACACUUAGAAGAAAUGAAUGUCAACUAAAAUUUUCAAGCUAGGUUUAUGUAUA